Molecule: messenger RNA, 5694 nt
Organism: Torulaspora delbrueckii
Lineage: Eukaryota; Fungi; Ascomycota; Saccharomycetes; Saccharomycetales; Saccharomycetaceae
Gene: FAS2
Product: trifunctional fatty acid synthase subunit FAS2
Exons: 1
Coding region: 1-5694 (1897 amino acids)
Biological process (GO): long-chain fatty acid biosynthetic process
Cellular component (GO): fatty acid synthase complex
Molecular function (GO): 3-oxoacyl-[acyl-carrier-protein] reductase (NADPH) activity; holo-[acyl-carrier-protein] synthase activity; magnesium ion binding
Source: RefSeq, a predicted model, not a curated record
AUGGUUAUGAAACCGGAGGUUGAACAGGAAUUGGCUCACGUUCUAUUGACGGAGCUUUUAGCUUAUCAGUUUGCUUCUCCAGUUAGAUGGAUUGAGACACAGGAUGUUUUCUUGAAGGAUUUCAACACUGAGAGAGUUGUCGAAAUUGGUCCUUCCCCUACUUUGGCUGGUAUGGCCCAAAGGACCUUGAAGAGCAAGUAUGAGUCCUAUGAUGCUGCUUUGUCGUUGCACAGACAGGUUCUCUGCUACGCCAAGGACGCUAAGGAGAUCAACUAUACUUUGGAUCCUGAGGAAUUGGCCGCUAAGGAAUCUGCUGCUUCUGGUUCAGCUGAAGCUGCUGCUCCAGCUGCUUCCAAUGCAAGUGCAGCAACCCCAGCGGCUGCUGCUCCGGCUGCUGCUGCUCCAGUGGCUGCCGCUGCUCCAUCUGGUCCUGCUGCUGAUAUCCCAGAUGAGCCAGUUAAGGCUUCAUUGCUACUACAUGUUUUGGUUGCUCACAAGUUGAAGAAGAGUCUAGAUGGUGUGCCAUUCUCAAAGACAAUUAAGGAUUUGGUCGGUGGUAAAUCGACUGUCCAAAACGAAAUCUUGGGUGACUUGGGUAAGGAGUUCGGUGCUACUCCCGAGAAGCCAGAGGAGACUCCUUUGGAAGAAUUGGCAGAGACUUUCCAAGAAACUUUCUCUGGUGCUCUGGGUAAACAAUCUUCUUCUCUGAUUUCGAGAUUAAUGUCUUCCAAGAUGCCUGGUGGGUUUACUAUCACCACUGCAAGAAAAUACUUGCAAACUCGUUGGGGUUUGGGUAGUGGUAGACAGGAUUCUGUCUUGUUGAUCGCUUUGACCAACGAACCAGCUGCCCGUUUGGGUUCUGAACCUGAAGCUAAAGCCUUCUUGGACUCUAUGGCUCAAAAAUACGCAUCAACUGCAGGUAUCGAUCUAUCUGCUGCUUCCGCAGGUGCUGGCGCUGGUGCUGGUGCUGGCGGUGCAGGUGGUGCUACUAUCGACGCUGCUGCAUUCGAUGAAUUGAACAAGGAUCAAAAGAUUCUAGCUCGUCAACAAUUGCAGGUCCUGGCUCGUUAUUUGAAGAUGGAUCUGGACAGUGGUGAAAGAAAACUGCUCAAGGAAAAGGACAAUGCUGCUCAAUUGCAAUCACAACUUGAUUUCCUAACCACUGAAUUGGGUGAAUACUUCAUCAACGGUAUCGCAACUUCUUUCUCUAGAAAGAAGGCUAGAGUUUUCGAUUCAUCUUGGAACUGGGCUAAGCAAUCUCUAUUGCACUUGUACUUUGAGAUCAUUCACGGUGUUUUGAAAAACGUUGACAGAGAAGUCGUCAGUGAGGCUAUUAACAUUAUGAACAGAUCCAAUGAGACUUUGAUCAAAUUCAUGGAAUACCACGUUGCUCAUACUGAUGAAUCUAAGGGUGACAACUACAAAUUGGCAAAGAGCCUCGGUGAACAAUUGAUCGAAAACUGUAAACAAGUUAUAGACAUGGACCCUGUUUACAAGGACAUCGCUAAACCAACUGGUCCAAAAACCGUUAUUGACAAGAACGGUAACAUUAAAUAUUCCGAAGAACCAAAAGAAAAAGUCAGAAAGCUAUCUGAAUACGUCCAAGAGAUGGCUAUCGGUGGUAGCUUGGCUAAGGAGGCUCAAUCCACUAUCGAAGAGGAUUUAACCCGUGUCUACAAAGCCAUCAAUGCUCAGGCUUCCAAGCACGAUAUUUCCGGAUCUACUGCUUCUGAAUUCGAAAAGAUUUACGGUGAUCUAAUGAAAUUCUUGCAGAAUUCCAAGGAAAUCGACGCUUCUCAAACCACUCAGUUGGCUGGUGUCGUUGAUGACGCUUUGGACAAGGACUCUACCAAGGAAGUUGCUUCUUUGCCAAACAAAUCUGAGAUCUCAAAGACUGUUUCUUCCAGUAUUCCAAGAGAAACCGUUCCUUUCUUGCACUUGAAGAAGAAGAAGGCAACCGGUGAAUGGUUGUACGACCGUCAACUAUCCUCUCUGUUUUUGGAUGGCUUGGAGAAAGCUGCUAUCAACGGUGUUACUUUCAAGGACAAGUACGUCUUGAUCACCGGUGCUGGUAAGGGCUCCAUCGGUGCUGAGAUCUUGCAAGGUUUGAUUCAAGGUGGUGCUAAGGUUAUCGUCACUACUUCUCGUUUCUCAAAGCCUGUCACCGAUUUCUACCAAUCCGUGUACGCCAAGUACGGUGCUAAGGGUUCUACUUUGGUUGUCGUGCCAUUCAACCAAGGUUCCAAGCAAGAUGUUGAAGCUCUGGUUGAGUACAUUUACGAUGAUGAAAAGAACGGUGGUCUUGGCUGGGAUUUGGACGCUAUUAUUCCAUUCGCUGCUAUCCCAGAAAAUGGUAUUGAAUUGGAUAACAUUGACUCCAAAUCUGAGUUUGCUCACAGAAUCAUGUUGACCAACAUCAUGAGAGUCAUGGGUAACGUCAAGAAGCAAAAAUCUCAAAGAGGUAUUGAGACUAGACCAGCUCAAGUUAUCUUGCCUAUGUCACCAAACCACGGUACUUUCGGUGGUGACGGUUUGUAUUCCGAAUCUAAGCUUUCUUUGGAGACUUUGUUCAACAGAUGGCACUCCGAAUCCUGGGGCAACCAAUUGACCAUUUGUGGUGCUAUCAUUGGUUGGACCAGAGGUACUGGUUUGAUGAGUGCUAACAAUAUCAUCGCAGAAGGUAUUGAAAAGGCCGGUGUACGUACUUUCUCUCAAAAGGAAAUGGCUUUCAACUUGCUUGGUUUGUUGAUCCCAGAAGUCGUUCAAUUGUGUCAGAAAUCCCCAGUUAUGGCUGACUUGAACGGUAGCUUGCAAUACUUGACUGAUUUGAAGGACUUCACCAGAAGAUUGCGUAGUGAAUUGACCGACACUUCCGAUAUCAGAAAGGCUGUCUCCAUUGAAACUGCUUUGGAACACAAGGUUGUCAGUGGUGACAAGGCUGAUGCUGCUUAUACACAAGUCGAAGUUCAACCUAAGGCUAACAUUAACUUGAACUUCCCUGGUUUGAAAUCUUACAAGGAUGUCAAGAAGGUAUGCAAAUCUGACUUAGAAGGCCUACUGGAUUUGGAAAGAGUCAUUGUUGUUACCGGUUUCUCCGAAGUUGGUCCAUGGGGUUCUUCUAGAACCAGAUGGGAAAUGGAAGCUUUCGGUGAAUUCUCUCUGGAAGGUGCCGUUGAGAUGGCCUGGAUUAUGGGUUUGAUCAAGUACCACAAUGGUAACUUGAAGGGUCGCCCUUACACCGGUUGGGUUGAUGCCAAGUCCAACGAACCUGUUGAUGAUAAGGAUAUCAAGACCAAGUACGAAAGUAAGAUUAUUGAACAUGCUGGUAUUAGAUUGAUUGAACCAGAGCUAUUCGAUGGCUAUGAUCCAAAGAAAAAGCAAAUGAUUCAAGAAGUCGUUGUUGAAGAAGACUUGGAACCAUUUGAGGCAUCCAAGGAAACUGCAGAACAAUUCAAGCACGAACAUGGAGAUAAGGUCGAUGUUUUCGAGAUCCCAGAGAGUGGUGAAUUCUCCGUCAAGCUAUUGAAGGGCGCAACUCUUUACAUUCCAAAGGCAUUGAGAUUCGACCGUUUGGUUGCUGGCCAAAUUCCAACUGGUUGGAACGCCAAGACAUAUGGUAUCUCCGACGAUGUCAUCUCGCAAGUUGAUCCAAUUACUUUGUUUGCUUUGGUGUCUGUCGUUGAAGCUUUCAUUGCUUCUGGUAUCACUGAUCCAUAUGAGAUGUAUGAAUACGUUCACGUCUCAGAAGUUGGUAACUGUUCCGGUUCCGGUAUGGGUGGUGUUACUGCUCUGCGUGGUAUGUUCAAGGAUCGUUACAAGGACCAACCAGUCCAAAACGAUAUCUUGCAAGAAUCUUUCAUCAACACCAUGUCCGCUUGGGUUAAUAUGUUGUUGGUCUCUUCAUCUGGUCCUAUCAAGACCCCAGUCGGUGCUUGUGCUACCGCUGUUGAAUCUGUUGAUGUCGGUGUGGAAACUAUUCUAUCUGGUAAGGCAAAGAUCUGUAUCGUCGGUGGUUACGAUGAUUUCCAAGAAGAGGGCUCUUACGAAUUCGGUAACAUGAAGGCUACUUCUGACACUUUGGAUGAAUUUGAACAUGGUCGUACCCCAGCUGAAAUGUCCAGACCUACUACCACUACCCGUAACGGUUUCAUGGAAGCACAAGGUGCCGGUAUUCAAAUUAUUAUGAACGCUGAUUUGGCUCUUAAGAUGGGUGUUCCAAUCUACGGUAUUGUUGGUCUAACCGCCACCGCAACCGACAAGAUUGGUAGAUCUGUUCCAGCUCCAGGUAAGGGUAUUUUGACCACCGCAAGAGAACAUCACGGUGGCUUGAAAUUCCCAACACCAUUGUUGGACAUGAAGUACAGAAAGCGUCAAUUGAUCAACCGUCAAAAGCAAAUUAAGUUGUGGGUUGAAAAUGAAUUGGAAAUGCUACAACAUGAAGUUGAGGAAAUCCCAGCUGAGGACCAUGCAGUCUUCUACUCCGAACGUACCGAGGAGAUCAAGAGAGAAGCAGCUAGACAAGUUAAGUCCGCUCAAGCUCAAUGGGGUAAUGAAUUCUACAAGAACGACCCUCGUAUUGCUCCUUUGAGAGGUGCCUUGGCAACAUACGGACUAACCAUUGACGACCUAGGCGUCGCUUCUUUCCACGGUACCUCUACCAAGGCCAACGAUAAGAAUGAAUCUGCUACUAUCAACGAAAUGAUGAAGCAUUUGGGUAGAUCUGAAGGUAACCCAGUCAUCGGUGUCUUCCAGAAGUACCUAACCGGUCAUCCAAAGGGUGCCGCCGGUGCUUGGAUGUUGAACGGUGCUAUUCAAAUUUUGAACUCCGGUAUCAUCCCAGGUAACCGUAAUGCUGACAAUGUCGACAAACUUUUGGAGCAAUUCGAGUAUGUCUUGUACCCAUCUAAGUCCUUGCAAACCAGCGGUGUUAAGGCAGUUUCUAUCACCUCUUUCGGUUUCGGUCAAAAGGGUGCUCAAGCUAUUGUCAUUCAUCCAGACUACUUGUUUGGUGCCGUUGAUCAAGGCACUUAUGAGAAGUACGUUGCCAAGGUUACCGCUAGAGAGAAGGCCGCUCACAAAUUCUUCCACAACGGUAUGAUCUACAACAAGUUGUUCGUCAGCAAGGAGCAUGCUCCUUACUCCAACGAAUUGGAACAACCAGUCUACCUAGACCCAUUAGCUCGUGUUUCCGCAGAGAAGAACACUGGUGCAUUGACCUUCGGUGCCAAGACAAUUCAACAGACUGAUAACUUCGUUUCUGACGCCAACAAACAAACUGCUGCUAUUGUCAGUGACUUGACUAAGCAAGCUACCGCUGGCGCUAAGGACAGUGGUGUCGGUGUUGAUGUUGAGUUGAUCUCAAGUGUAAACGUUGACAACGAAACAUUUGUUGAACGUAAUUUCACUGACGAUGAGAUUGCUUACUGCAGAUCCCAGCCUUGUGUUCAGAGCUCUUUUGCUGGAACUUGGUCCGCUAAGGAGGCCGUUUUCAAGUCUUUGGGCGUUAAAUCUCAAGGCGGUGGUGCUUCUUUGAAGGAUAUUGAAAUCACCCGUGCUGCUGGUAAGGGCCCAGAAGUUAAGUUACAUGGUAACGCUAAGAAGGUGGCUACCCAGGCAGGCGUUUCUGAAGUGAAGGUUUCUAUCUCUCACGAUGAUUUCCAAUCUGUUGCCGUCGCUAUUUCCUCAAAGAAAUAG